GCUGUCCUCAUGUCCUCCUUGGCAACCUUCUCUGGGGUCUUCCUCUUUUCCUGCUGCCCUGGAAAUGUCAGGAUCUUGAGCUCUGACACCUGCAGCUCCACCAGUACAUAGAAUAGAAUCAUUUAGUUUUUUGUACAUUGAGUGUAAUUCUUUCAAAUGAUGACGAUGAUGUCACAUUUCCCAUGUUGAUAUAUAUGUGUGUGUCUCAGUGGGCACAUACUGUGUAAUUAAAGCACUGAAGUCUGCUCAGAAUUGUUGUGUUGCUAAUGUACUUAAGAAUUAGUGACAUCUAGUGGUGACACUGCAGACUGUAAUAAAUGGAGGACUCCUCUGCUCACCCCCUCACUUUCCCAGGUAUUUCAGGAACUGGCAAGGGAGAACCCAAAAAACGAGGCAGGCAAGUUUGUGGAGGAAAAGCCACUUUCUAUCCUGCCCACUCAGUCCCUCCAUCAUGUGAACUGUGAACAUGAUACAGGACAUCACACCACACUCCCAAAAAAGUCAAAUCUUGAUCGAAUUAGAGCCACAUAAAUAUGUUUCAGGAACCAACAUCAGCUCUCCAAUCCCGCCUUACCAGACAUUUACAUUCAUCCUUCUUGUGUUGGGGUUUAUUGGCCUCUUUCUGAUACUUUGAUGUAAAAUGAUCAAAGGACACACGUGUUUGUCAAAAAUGUACCAUCCGUGUUAAAUUUACGACUUAAUGACGACAUUCAUCCAAUUGUUUUCUAAUCUUUUCUAAUUUUACAUCAAACAAGUUGACCUGACUUCACACAUACUGCACCAGCACGCCCUCUUGUGACCACUGACAGGAGGUGGGACUUGACUUGGUUUGUUCUUGAGCUUCUGUUGCCAUAGAAACGUGGCUGUAAACAAAGAACAGUAGCUACAGUCGCUGCAGCUGCACAUGUGCACAGAUACUUGUCAGUAUUUACGGCGAAAAUGGCUCAGAAGAGAACUUAUCAGCCAAAGGUGAAGAUCGGGAAUUGGACUGAGGACCAGCAACUAGAAGAGGAUGCAAAGAAAGAGUACCAGGAGAAAAAGGAACGGGGAGAACUCACUUCCCAAAAAGAAGACUUACUGAAACGCAACAUGUUUACACCCGUGAAUCUCUCUGUGACUACUGAUGGAAAUGUGCACAUUGGGGAUGUUGUAAUGCUGGUGAACGCUGGCGGGGGCAACAGGGAGUGCAGCGCAGUGAGCAUCAACACAGACAUCGACAGGUUGAUUAAGUUUCCCUCGACCACCAUUCAGACGCCGUGUGAAGUCUGUGCAGGACGAAUCAUCCAGCCCUGCACACGCACCGCCUUCAUCAUCACCAGUGUAGACGACAGCCCUGAAGGAUCCACUCUGUAUUAUGAGCAAACCUUUGCCCUAAAAACAACAAGUGGCUUUGCCAGAGGGCUUUACUUGACAAGCGACCUACGGAGUUUUCAAAAGUAUGCAAAGAAGUCCCGUCUCCAGGAGGUCAACUUAGUGGAAGACACUUCCUACCUGUCGUGGUGGAAAAUCGAGUAUUUUAACCCCCAGGAGAGGCUGGAGUUCGAGGGUCAGCCUGUUCCUGCUAAUGUGAAUGUGGUGAUCAAACACUGUAAGACCAACCGGGCUCUUGCUGUUCUGAGCGAUCACAUCAUCUGGACCGCGUGUGGCAGAGAGUACGAGUUGACCGCUCACACAUUCUUGGAUUCCCACAAAGCUGAACAGGACACAAACCACUGGAUGCUGUGCACAUCUGCCCCUGUAGGAGGCAGGCUUUUGAUUCCCAACCACUCAAAGUUGGCAGACGACGACAACAACACGGAGCUCACUCAGGAAAACCUGGACUAAAUGUAACACAAUCCACUCUUGUGUUGUUAUGAAGAAAUGGAGUAGGUUGAUUUAUUUCUUUUGUUGCUAGGCAGCAGCAUACAAAAGUAAAAUGACAUUAAAAGGACAUUACAGUGAUCCUGUGAGUCGGCUUACGGUGUGAUAUUCUUAGUGGCUAAUGAUAAAUCCAAUAUAUUUUUGUUAUUUUGGCAU
Messenger RNA from Solea senegalensis (Senegalese sole), 2016 nucleotides. RefSeq names its product cilia and flagella associated protein 161 (gene cfap161). Gene Ontology annotation, biological process: cilium assembly. The record is from RefSeq and is a predicted model, not a curated record. Gene Ontology annotation, cellular component: motile cilium. The coding region runs from base 940 to 1824 and encodes 294 amino acids. The transcript has 8 exons. NCBI's taxonomy places the organism in Eukaryota, Metazoa, Chordata, Actinopteri, Pleuronectiformes, Soleidae.